AAAUGAAAAAAUAGUUCCAAUGAAUAUUGCACAAUUUUUCAUGUUAUCGGCAUUCUUUAGUGUAGGCUUAUUUCCGAGCUGUAAUUAGGUCACCUGAGGAUGUAGUAAAAUAUACUAUGUCCGGUUUUCAGUGUACUGCUUAAGAAUUGUAUUAGCUGCUUCGCGGAGGGAUCUAUCAGUGGCGCUUAGCUCAACCGUGGAGGGUAAUUUGAAUGCCUUGUUGCUACACAAAGUUUUUAAGAAUAUUUGUUAGUUUUUUCGACCGUAUAUGAAUAUACAUUUAGGACAUUUUACAUAGGUUUUAAGUUGGACGCUUAAGAUGUCUACAUAUCAGGCAGUCACUAAAGUCCCAGUGGGGGAUCAGGAGAGCAUGUCUCCCGCACAGGAAGACGCUCCUGCUGGCAUGAAUGAAAUCUCGACUCCGUUAAACUUUUCUGAGCUGACGCCACGUCAGUUUGGCAUCUCUGUGGAGAGUUUUAUUCCAUCCUCAUCAAACUGUAAAGACAAAUCCCGCCUCGCACAGAUAAAGGCCUGGCGGAGAUCCAACGUCGGCGCCCGGGGCUCGCCGGAGACAAAUUCCCUCAUCCGCUUCAGGGCCCAGCAGAGGACGAAGACCCCGCCCGCCUCACACACCCCAGAGGGUGUCCCCCGGGUCGCCUCCACGCUGAGGCAAAAGAUGGCCUCCUUCCAGAUCCUGAUGGACGUGGCGGAGAGCGACGGCUGCGAUCCGACCCCAGCGCCGGGCGGCAACGCCGCAGGACGCUUCUCCACCAGAGAAUGUCCGUCUGAUGGGCUCAGCUGUAGUGAAGAGAAAGAGAACAACCCACCAGCUGCAGGCAGCAAACCCAGGCGGCCGGCCCCCCUGGACAGCUGCAGCGUGGAGAUUAGAGAGGGGAAUUUCUCUGGCCAUCACUCUAGUUUGAAGGAACAGGAGGACGCUUCCUGUAAACACCAAAGCUCAGGCCGACCUCCCUCUGACGACCCCUCAGCCGUUUCAGACUCCCAUCCCCUCCACAUCUCCUGUCUUCCUACUCUACUAGAGAUGAAAUCCCCAGUAAAUGCGGACGGGGCACUUGCAGUGAAGAAGAAGCAGGUGCGCUUCGGGGGUCCUUUAUCUCCCGAGCUCUUCGAUAAGAACUUGCCCCCCAGCACUCCGUUAAAGAAGGGGGGCACCCCAGCACUCCCGGCCACUCCCGGCGGGGGCCUGCAGCCGCGCUCGGUGCUGAAGACGCCGCAGAGGAGCGACUCAGAAGACCAGCUGGAGCUUCUCAGCCUCGCUGGGUUUGGUGCUUCUCCCACGUUCUCAAUGCCUGGCAAACACAGAGUGGCGCAGGAGAGAGAGGACGGCAAGGACAGAAAGAUUUUUUUCCCGGCCAUGGAGGAGAUGGACUCGGCUGUGUCGAGUGAAGCAGAUUGUCCUUUUAAUGCUCAGCCGUUAAAUUUAAACAUGGCUUUCCACGAGGAGUCACUCUCUCAACAUCUGCGAGAAUCCGACUCGGAACCGAACCGAACCCCUCAGACGGAUCAGUCAACGGCUGAGGAGAAUCAACUUGACGGCAACGCUGAAAGUCCGACUCCGAUCCAGUCCACAAACAGAAUCAGGGCAAAGAACAAAAAGUCGUCUGAAAGCGAGCCUCGAGCGCGGCCCGGCAAGCGAAAGAGAAAGGCCAACUGUCUGUUCCUCCAGCAGCCAGAGGACUGCGAACCCCGGAAGAGGUCGACACGAUCUGCUGCCAAGUCGGCCUGCAGGAAGAUGAAGGCCUGUGCACAGGUGGCCCCCUCAGCCGCCUGCCGCUGGAAUAAGGAGGUAGAUUACUCUCUGUACGGCUCACGCGCGUACGCUUCCAAGAACCCCACCCUGAGUCCCAUCACAGAGAGGCUGUCCUUCAUCCAGCGGUCUUCAGCUGGACAGCAGACCUUUGAGAGCCCCACAGCCACACAUCAAGGAUACGUCAUCAACCUUCAAAUGCCAAAUGUUACUCUACAUAGAGAGGAUUGCACAGAGGGAAACUUUACCAUUAAAUCUGUCAGCCUUCCUAGCUGUAGUCCAGGGAGGGACAACAGGCAGCCGAGGAUUACAGCCAAGAGAGGACGGAAGAAGAGAAAGGUCAGUGUUGCUGACUGCGAGGUGCUUCGGGAGGAAAUCACAGAGCAGCAAUUAGAAGUUGACGUUUCACAGGGAACUCCGUCGAUGCUCGCCAAGAGUGAGCAACGUGAAGCCGACCCUGAGGAGCCCUCUGUUGAUAUUCUCUGCACCGACUCAAGCAAAUCGGAAAACGACGCAAGUAUGUUGACACCGACUUCCAGCUACGCUCCUUUAGAUGAAGACUCCAGCAAAGCAGAACCAGCAAAAAAACAAGCUAAACGAGGCAGAAGGAGCUCAGCCCUGCUGGAACCACAUCAGGCAGGGGAGCACCAACCCGACUGCGAGGGGAAUGGGAAUCAGGAGGUGGAAGGGGGACCCAAUGUGGACCUCCCCCCUUGGCAGGCUGAUUUUAAUUUUGAGGACGUGUUCAAACCUGUCGCCACCAGAGGGCAGCGCACGGUACGCCGCAGUCUGAGGAACCAGGCGAACUCCGAGCACAUCAGCACCGGACUCACCUGGGUGCCUCACACCUCCCCCGAGUCAAUUAAAGAGACUCGCAGAAGGACGCGCCACAGACGGCUCAGCUCGGCGCUGCCUGUCCAACCGGCUCUGCCCGAGGAGACGCAGGACUCCUCAUCGAGUCAUCCGACACCAGGGAAGCUAUAAUUUCUACGACUCCGAUCCGUUUGUCUUGAAUCAAGUCGAUUUCUCUAAGGAGACUGAUUGUUGUACAUUAGUUGGAAAGCAUCGACAGUUUUGUUCCUUGUGAAUUAUUUGAUCUGGCUUCAGUUUCCCUUGAGUAACGAAGUCGGUCAAUACACUAAGAGCCCAAUGAUCUCUGCUGACCGCCUCCUGAUCAAUAUCACCCACUCAGCUGGUAAUCACAGUGCAUCUUCAGCCCCCCCUCUGUCCCACUCUGAAGUCACUGGAUCAAGCAUCUUCUAGUCAAUACCGACUAUGUGGACAGAUAAAGAUGACUUUACUGCUAAUAUGUGGGAUCUGUGAUUUUAUUUCUUUUAAACUGUAUUGCUCAAAUGUGAAACUGCUUUUUUUUUUUUUUUUAAAUCAUCUUGUGCUCUUGAUCCAGAAAGUGUCCAUAUGUAAAACAGUCCAGCUGCUUCUCUCCAUCUGUGUGUUCACAUCCAGUUCCAGUAAAGCAGUGUUUCCUCUCACUUACCGCCUCAGACCUCUUCCUCUUUAGCCGAACAAACUGCUUCGUAAAUGACUGUUCAGAUUUCCAUUUUCAAACUGGCCAAACGACUGGAGACGUAUUGACCCGUAACCUCGCCGACCGUCCGCCAGUUAUAGAUUCAAUUCAGCUGCUCGCCGCUUUCCCGAUCCAUCUAUCUGAGAAGAACAGAGGGAGCAGUAACAAAUUGAGUUUCAAAUUCAGUUCACAUCGGGAAAUUGGCUUCCCCCACAUCCUCCCGAAUGAUGCAUGACUGUAAUCUAUCCAUCAUGGGGUAAUUGACUACCUCCCUUUACAUCAAGUCAGUCACUUGGCUGAAGGACACUGGAGGUUUCUGGCUCCGCGGAGUAAGUGUGUGUGUGUGCCAAGGUCCCUUCUGUCCCUCCAUUGGAAGACGGAUGGACACAAUCAUGAGCCAUAAUGUGUGGUAUGUGGAUGCAAUGUAGCAACACUGCCAUCUUGUGGACAUUUUUGAUGAGUUGCACCCCAACUUAAACCACUAUAAAAUGUGUGCCAAAUACGUCUCAGGUGCUGAAUUUAUGUCAAGUUGAUGCGGAAUAACUUUUUUACUUAUAGUAUAUAAAAGGUUUUAACAUUUGUUGGCCUCGUGUUUGAAUCUCUCUCUCUUUUUGUCUCUAGUGGCCUUUAUUUUGCAGUAAUCCCACAGGAAAGGGGGAAAGACCUGCGGCAAAAGGAACCGAUGACGGGAGGCGAACUUCGUGGCCGCUUCGAGGUCCAUGGUCUCUGUAAACCGGGUUGCCACACGACGCCCCGAGUUUCAGUCAUUUUUAACUUUGAAAUUUAACGAAACUUUUCUAGUGUUGAAGUCUACAACCGAACUGCUGCACGUCUCAUACAAGUGGGUGUGUGUUGUCCGUCUGAGAGCGCGGGAGAGGGAGUGCGCGCACGCACGCGUGUGUGUGUGUGUAAGCACUGUGAAGCCCCCUCUCCCUGGCAGACGGGCAUAGUGAAGACGGCUUAACACCAGAACAAUGGGGUCCUUUGACCAAAAACGACGCCCCCAAGACAUGUGGCCUCCUGUCACCUUGGCAACCCCCCAUGGGAUGGAGAGUGGGGUGACAGCUGGAGGGGAGGACUUACAAAAAAAUGGAGUCUAUUUCUUCCCACUGAAUCUCUCCCGCUCUGUUUUUCUCUGCCUCCUCUCCCGGUCUUUCUGAACGCCGGGGCCCUCAUGAAUGUGGGUUACAUCUCACUUUACAACUUCAUGGGAUUGACCUCGUGGGGGGCUGGGGGGGUCACCAUCUAACUAGUUCAGGGAGAAAUCGAAAAAUAAAAGCCGACUAUAAAUCGGCUCUUUAUAGGCUCGGAUAAGAGGGCAAUUGACAAAUUUGGGGCGGCCCCGCGCCGCUUUGCACACUGUACACUUGAUUUUCCGCCUCAUUUUAAGCACCAAGUUACACGAGCCUCCUCAUUUAGAGACCCGUUUCAAUUAGUUAAUUAGUAACUGAAUGGUCUUAAGUUGUCUGGCCUUUCUGAGCUCGUUGCGGUGAGCCUCUAUUAUUGAUGCUAAGAGGCUAUUUCUCUAAGCUCAACGCCACUCUCCUGUGGAGUGAAAGGAGGAGGGCACCGAAACAAAGGCAAGAGACCCUCGAGCUCCACUCUGCUCUGCUGUCACAGUGAGUCUGUGUGCGCGCACAGCUGUGAUUGGUUUAGACCCGCUCCGGACAGCCGCCGCUGCAGCGAGGACAUAUACCCCCAAUAACAGCAGCGCAGUUCACUGAACUUUUCCCUUUUUGUUAGCUGCUGUUGUUGCACUCAAUCAAACAUUCCCUGGGUAUCUUCAAGUGGUACAUCAACUUUGUUUUUCUUUUUACUAAUAAAACUUUUAAAGAAGGUGCUCUAGUCGGAUUAGGCCAAAUUUGAAUUUAUUAUUCGCAUUAUGUUGCGUCUUAACUAAUGCCGCACAUCACCUGAACACACCAUCCCCCACUGAAUUUCAUUUAGGAGUAGCAGAGUUAUGACUGUCCUAUCCAUGCCACACUUUUUAGAUUUUUGUGUGGGAGGGGG
This is a messenger RNA of Xiphophorus hellerii (green swordtail), 5303 nucleotides long. It is a transcript of the gene cdca2, whose product is annotated as cell division cycle associated 2. The transcript has 14 exons. NCBI's taxonomy places the organism in Eukaryota, Metazoa, Chordata, Actinopteri, Cyprinodontiformes, Poeciliidae. The record is from RefSeq and is a predicted model, not a curated record. The coding region runs from base 320 to 2752 and encodes 810 amino acids. Gene Ontology annotation, biological process: regulation of chromosome segregation; regulation of mitotic nuclear division. Gene Ontology annotation, cellular component: nucleus; chromosome.